AUCUAUCUAUUCUACCCCUCCUUCUUCAGAUUUCUCUUCUUCCUUGUUCAAUUCUUAUUCCGCUUUUAUCUUCUUUUUUAUUUUUCAUUUAAAUAAACACACACUUAGUUGUAAACUUGUAACUGUGAGCUUUAGCUAUUAUGAAUCAUCGUUGAUAGUACUAGCGUUGAAAUUGGGGCUAUUUUAAUUAGGGCUAUUUUAAUUAGGAUCUUAAGUCAUAUUAUUAUUAGGAUGUUAUUACAUGGUAUCUUAGUACUAUCGCAGUUGGAAUUUCAGUUUGAAACCACUAUAGAAUGAAACAGGUUACCACACCAAAAUGCAAGUUUAAAAUGCACUCUCCAACUUAAUAACCACACUUACCAUAGAUUCAACUUUUUUUUUUUUUAAUGUUUUUUUCUGUUCUUAGUUUUUACCUUGACGAUUCUUAUAAGCUCAGCUUAGUUUUUUUUUUAGUUAAUUUCGGAUGUAAAUACUGUGUAACAUAAUCGAUCGUCUAUGGAUGUGUGUUUGUAGAUAGAGAAAUAAGAACCGUAUUGUUGAUAAGUUUGGUUCCGAAGUUUGAACUUGAAAGUGGGAGGAAUUGAGAUUUGCGAUUUGGAUCACGUUGUGAUAGUGUUUCCCUUCGUCAGAUUUGAGGAAUGAACUUCAAGAGCUUUGGAAAUGAGGCGGCCGGCGGCGACGGCGGCGGAGGGAGGCCGGUGGGGAACUUCUCCCUGGCGCGGCAACCGUCGGUGUACUCGUUGACGUUCGACGAGUUCAUGAGCAGCAUGGGAGGGUCGGGGAAGGACUUCGGAUCGAUGAACAUGGACGAGUUGCUGAAGAACAUUUGGAGCGCCGAAGAGGUUCAGACAAUGGCGUCGGGGAGUGCCACUGGCUUAGACGGCGGCGUUGGAGUUAGCCAUUUGCAGAAGCAAGGGUCGUUGACGCUGCCACGAACCCUAAGCCAGAAAACCGUGGAUGAGGUUUGGAAGGAUAUCUCGAAAGAGUAUGGGAACGAGGGAGGUCCUAAUUUGGCGCAGACGCAAAGGCAACCAACGUUGGGAGAGAUGACGUUGGAGGAGUUCUUGGCGAGAGCUGGUGUUACCAGGGAUGAUGCGAAACCUAAUAAUGCUGUGUUUGUUGAUCUGUCUCGUGCUGUCAAUAACAGUGGUUUAGGGUUGGGGUUUCAGGCUCAGGCCCAGCAAUUGAACAAGGUUACCGGUUUGAUGGGUAACAGGUUGCCUGUGAAUAAUGAUCCAUUGGUGGGUCUUCAAUCUUCUGCUGCUAAUUUGCCUUUGAAUGUUAAUGGGGUGAGAUCAUCCAAUCAGCAGCAACAGCUGCAGAGUCCACAGCAUCAGCAUCAGCAUCAACAGCAGCAGAUAUUUCCUAAGCAGACUGCUAUGUCUUAUGCAGCUCAGAUGCCUCAAGGAAUAAGGGGUGGAAUGGUGGGGCUUGCUGCUGAUCAGGGUCUGAAUGGGAAUCUUGUGCAAGGUGGUGGGAUUGGUAUGGUUGGUUUGGCACCUGGACCGGUUCAUGUUACUACUGGGUCACCUGCUGCUAACCAAAUGUCCAGUGAUAAAAUUGGGAAGAGCAAUGGUGAUACUUCUUCCGUGUCGCCGGUUCCUUAUGUCUUCAAUGGUGGCCUGCGAGGGAGGAAGAGUGGGGGAGCUGUGGAGAAGGUGAUUGAGAGGAGGCAGAGGAGAAUGAUAAAGAAUAGAGAGUCAGCUGCUAGAUCGCGGGCUCGCAAGCAGGCUUAUACCAUGGAAUUGGAAGCAGAAGUUGCAAAGUUAAAAGAGGAGAACCAAGAGCUUCAGCAAAAACAGGCAGAAAUCAUGGAAAUUCAGAAAAAUCAAGUUAAGGAAAUGAUGAAUUUGCAACGAGAAGUCAAGAGAAGACGAUUAAGACGAACACAAACUGGUCCAUGUUAGGGAGGGUAUGCACAGUAUCAUGAGAAUAUGUUUCAGCACACGUCCAAUUUCAUGCCACCAUUGGUUAGACAAUCUUGUGCAGUAGCGCUUUCGCUGAAUUUGAUUAGGUGAG
Abrus precatorius (Indian licorice) is the source of this 2019-nucleotide messenger RNA. Its product is annotated as ABSCISIC ACID-INSENSITIVE 5-like protein 5. NCBI's taxonomy places the organism in Eukaryota, Viridiplantae, Streptophyta, Magnoliopsida, Fabales, Fabaceae. Bases 639 to 1907 code for a protein of 422 amino acids. Gene Ontology annotation, cellular component: nucleus. The record is from RefSeq and is a predicted model, not a curated record. Gene Ontology annotation, biological process: positive regulation of DNA-templated transcription. Gene Ontology annotation, molecular function: DNA-binding transcription factor activity. The transcript has 5 exons.